ACAGUACUUCCCAUUCCCCAUCACAUCGUUUGUACUUGAACUUGCAUUUUUGUUGGACAAUUUUUGAUUAUAAAAUGGAAUUCAAGACUAAAGUAAUUGUUAUAACCGGAGCUAGUUCUGGAAUCGGAGCCGCUACAGCUGUUCGAUUUGCUAAGCUUGGAGGUCUCCUUACACUCGUUGGACGAAAUCUAGAAAAAUUAAAUGAAACAGCCGAAAAAUGUCUUGCUGAAAAUGGCCAACAAGCACUUGUUGUAAAAGCUGACGUCACAAAUGAAGAAGACGUAAAACUUAUAGUUGAUCAGACUUUGGAAAAAUAUGGCAGAAUCGAUGUUCUUAUCAAUAACGCUGGUAUAAUUGAAAAUGGCUCAAUAGAAGAAACUAAUCUAACACAAUAUGAUCGAGUUAUGGGCACCAAUGUUCGUUCGAUCUAUCAGCUAACUAUGCUGACAGUUCCUCAUCUUGUGAAAAGCAAAGGAAAUAUUGUUAGCAUUUCGAGUGUAUGUGGCUUGAGAGCAUUUCCUGGGCUAGUGGCAUACAACAUGUCAAAGUCGGCAGUUGACCAAUUUACAAAAUGUGUAGCUCUUGAAUUGGCACCGAAGGGAGUGCGUGUCAAUUCGGUGAAUCCGGGAGUUAUAGUCACUGAAUUACACAAGAGAGGCGGUAUGGAUGAAGAGACCUACAAGAAUUUCUUGGAAAAAUGUAAACAAACUCACGCACUUCAGCGCCCAGGAAAUGUCGAUGAAGUAGCAGCAGCUAUAACAUUUUUAGCUAGUGACAGUGCCAGCUUUAUAACAGGAGUUAAUUUGCCUGUUGAUGGAGGCCGUCAUGCUAUGUGUCCACGUUAAGUUUAAAUAUGAUAAGUAUUUCAUAAACUUAAAAAUUCCCUAAUGUGUUAUAUAAUUUUGUGUGUGUAAAUAAAAACUAUAAAAUAAGAAUA
Eupeodes corollae is the source of this 937-nucleotide messenger RNA. RefSeq names its product meso-2,3-butanediol dehydrogenase-like. NCBI's taxonomy places the organism in Eukaryota, Metazoa, Arthropoda, Insecta, Diptera, Syrphidae. The coding region runs from base 75 to 845 and encodes 256 amino acids. The record is from RefSeq and is a predicted model, not a curated record. The transcript has a single exon. Gene Ontology annotation, molecular function: oxidoreductase activity.